ACUCUGGAUAUUAAAUGCCAGUACUCUGAAAACCUUUUCCAUCAUAUAAGCAAGUUCCCGGAAGAUAUGCAGCUGAAGGAGGACACAGUGAAUGUCCACUACGCCAUCCUGCAAUUCCAUAUUGAAGCUCAUGGCUCAAAGUGUGAAGAAAACUUCUGCUUCAGAUACAUGCGCCACAUGGCUAUGGUCUGUGGAGAGAUCGUUGAGUCAGGAUGGGUGUAUACAAAUCUGCUAUUGAUGAGUGUGAGAGAAAUGGGUUCUGUGUGCCACAAGACACUCAACAAUCAUUGGGGCACCUACAACUGGCAGAAGGUGGUGUCAUUUGGUACAUCUUUCCUUGUCAGCUGUCAGUGGCUCCCUUUGCUAACAGAUGUUUUCUAA
This is a messenger RNA of Gloeophyllum trabeum ATCC 11539, 381 nucleotides long. RefSeq lists its product as uncharacterized. The annotation marks the transcript as partial. The record is from RefSeq and is a predicted model, not a curated record. The transcript has a single exon. Lineage: Eukaryota; Fungi; Basidiomycota; Agaricomycetes; Gloeophyllales; Gloeophyllaceae.